This is a messenger RNA of Arachis ipaensis, 1434 nucleotides long. RefSeq lists its product as uncharacterized. Lineage: Eukaryota; Viridiplantae; Streptophyta; Magnoliopsida; Fabales; Fabaceae. The record is from RefSeq and is a predicted model, not a curated record. Gene Ontology annotation, biological process: DNA integration. Gene Ontology annotation, molecular function: nucleic acid binding; RNA-DNA hybrid ribonuclease activity.
AUGCUAGCAUGGUCCAUCGAGCUAUCCCAAUUCCAGAUCAAGUUCAAACCCCGAAAUGCAAUCAAAGCACAAGCUAUGGCCGAUUUUAUCGCCGAGAUGACCCCGGGAAACUCCACCCCCGAAUCAUGGAAACUACACGUCGACGGCUCAUCAAACGUCACCUAUGGAGGCGCAGGAGUCAUACUCGAGAGUCAAAACGGGAUCACGAUCGAACACUCAAUACGAUACGAGUUCCCAGUUUCAAAUAAUCAAGCAGAAUAUGAGGCCCUCCUGGCAGGCCUAGCCCUAGCCAAGGAAGUCGGAGCAAAGGUCCUGGAAGUGAAUACCGAUUCACAGGUUGUCAGUUCCCAAAUUAACGGAGACUACCAGAUGCGAGAUCCCCUACUCCAACAAUACCUUGCUAGAGUACACGAAAUGAAAGGAGGAUUCGAUCACGUUACCAUACAACACGUUCCUAGGGAACGAAAUGCCAGGGCAGACCUACUUUCCAAACUAGCCAGCACCAAACCAGGACACGGCAACAAGUCGCUAAUUCAGGAAGUCGUCAGAUCACCAUCCAUAUCGACCACGAUUAACGCCUAUCUGACACUCUCUAGCCAAGGAUCAUGGACCUACCCUAUCCUACAAUACCUCCUCAACGGAACACUACCAGAAGACCCCAAAGAGGAAAAACGAACAAAAUGGGAAGCCGCCAAUUACACACUCAUUGCGGGACAACUAUACAAAUGCAGAUUCUCGCAACCUCUCCUCAAAUGCGUCGAAUCUGGGGAUACAGAGUACAUACUCCGCGAAGUCCAUGAAGGUUGUUGCGGCAACCACAUCGGGGGUAAAACCCUGGCCCAAAAAGUCAUCCGGGCCAGAUACUUCUGGCCCACGAUUAUCCGAGACUCCAUGCAGCUGGUAAAAAACUGUAAUAAAUGCCAAAUGCACGCCAAUAUCCACCAGGCCACCCCGCACCAACUCAGCAUUAUAUCGGCAGAACGGCCAUUCGGUACCUGGGGAAUCGACCUCGUCGGGCCCUUUCCUACGGCACCCGGUCAACUCCGGUAUCUCAUCGUCGCCAUAGAUUAUUACACUAAAUGGAUCGAGGCCGAAUCCCUGGCCUCCAUCACAGCAAUCCAAUGCCAAAAAUUCCUUUGGCGACAGAUCGUAAGCCGGUUCGGGAUCCCCGAGAUCGUCAUUUCAGACAACGGAACCCAAUUCACCGAUAGGAAAUUCAGAGAAUUCCUAGAAGGGUUGCACGUAUCCCACCGUUUCAGUUUGGUAGAACAUCCCCAAACAAACGGGCAAGUAGAAUCCGCAAAUAAAAUAAUCGUCAAAGGACUAAAGAAGCGACUUGACGAAGCCAAGGGACUAUGGGCCGACGAACUCAGAUCAGUCUUAUGGUCGUAUCGAACAACCCCCCAAACGGCCACCGGGGAAACCCCUUUUUGA